This is a messenger RNA of Protomyces lactucae-debilis, 3408 nucleotides long. RefSeq names its product armadillo-type protein. Gene Ontology annotation, molecular function: small GTPase binding. Lineage: Eukaryota; Fungi; Ascomycota; Taphrinomycetes; Taphrinales; Protomycetaceae. The record is from RefSeq and is a predicted model, not a curated record. The coding region runs from base 79 to 2952 and encodes 957 amino acids. Gene Ontology annotation, biological process: protein import into nucleus. The transcript has a single exon. Gene Ontology annotation, cellular component: cytosol; nuclear envelope.
UCAAUCCUCAUGAAAAGCGCGACACAACCGCGGACAUUCUAGCUUCCAUUGGAGAGUGCGAGACGGGGAGACGGCGCGAUGGAGAUGCUGGUCGCCGCUCUUGAAGCAGCUGCGUCAGGCAGUAUGGCCAAAGAAGCAGAAACGUACCUGCAACAAGCGGAAACACAGUUCCCUGGCUUCUAUCCAUCUCUACAACGCAUCUACCUUGGUCAGCAUAUGACAGCUGUCAGUGAGCCUGCGCGCAUCCUAGCUGCCAUUACGCUCAAAAACGGAAUGGAGCGGUAUUGGCGACGUUCAGCGAAACAUGCCUUGUCGGCAGAGGAUAAGCAGCAAAUUAAAAGUGCACUGCUGCAAGGUUGUAGACAAGACAUUCCUGCGCUUGUAUCAACGCAGAAUGCUGUUGUUGUUGGACGUAUUGCGCGUCAAGAGUUUCCUAAUGACUGGCCAAACCUGUUUGAAGACUUGUUGCAGGCAAUCAUGGCGGUCCAGCAUGAAGAAGACGCAUUGAUUCGGCAUCUACGUGUGCUCAACCAGGUGGUCAAGGCGUUGUCGUCUGUUCGCAUGACUCGGCAAAGAGACGCCUUCCAACGUGCCGUGCCACCUGUUCUGUCGUGCAUCACGCAGGCCUAUGAAGCAACAACAGCCAAUUGGCUCAGGAACGGCGAAAAUGCUGCCAUGCCAUCAGAUCAUACCUUGCUCAUUGCUGAUCUGGCACUCAAGAUUGCACGAAGACUUGUGUGUCAUGGCUAUGAGCACCCUUACACGGACGAUACGUGUCGCCACUUCUUCUCACUCGCCGCAUCACAUAUUGAUCCGUUGUGGCAACUUGUUGCUGUGCUGAAUGAAGAAGACACCUCUCCCUCUGCACAACGUCUUCGCAGCCACCUCGUCCAUGCUGGCAAGUUCUUCCUGGAGCUGAGCAGCAGUUCAAUGGAAAGCUAUGCCAUGAACUACGCCUACGUCCUCAUGCCAGGCUCGAUGCAGCUCGUCAAGACAUACUGGUCGAUGGUCGUCUCCGCUGCCGACUCACCACAUACCACCAUUCGUAAAGUGGUUGUACAGGGACUCAUCCUCAUCAAACAAAGCGUCAAGCUCGUUGCUAUGCCCAAAACAAACCUACGCGUCAUGCGCGGCAAGGAGAGUGCAGAUCUACAAGCAGCGCUGCAUAUGCUCGAAACGGACUUGUUUGCACCGUCGAGUCUGGGUGGUAUUUUCGAAGCGCUCGUCACACGCUUCUUGCUCUUGCGAAGGGAAGACCUCGAGCACUGGGAAGCGGAUCCUGAAGAAUGGCUUGCGUUGCAGGAAGAAGGACACUGGCAAUUCGAAGUACGACCAUGUGCAGAAAAGGUGUUGCUUGACUUUUUCGGAUCUUUCAAAACACAGCUGCGCGAGCCACUCAUGCAGGUCUUGCAGCAGACUGCAGGUGCUCAACAAGGUGACGCAUUGCUCAUGAAGGAAGCUCUUUACAAUGCGCUUGGUAUCGCCGCGCCGCAUUUGUAUGAUCAUUUUGAUUUUGAUGGGUUCUUGCCUGUGCUUGAGGGAGAGUGUGCGGACCCAGUGCGAGCUCCAAUCUUCAAACGACGUAUUCUUGUGCUCAUUUCGCAAUGGGUCACGGUGCAGUGUAAGGCAAGCAGUAGACCGAGCCUGUACCGCAUGAUUGGUAGCCAACUCGAUGCUGCUGACCCCUGCUUAGCACUCGCUGCUGCGUUUGCAGUUCAGCCAGUCACGGAGGAAUGGGAUUUCGCUGUGGAAGCAUUCUUACCCUUCAGCAAGCAUUUUGUCUUGGGUCUGCUCAAGAUUUUGGCAGAGCAUGUUGAGCAAGCAGAGUCAAAGAUGAAGAUUCUCACUAGUCUCGGCAUCUUGUGUGAGCGCACUGGCACGCACCUUGGUGCUGAAGAGUUGGAUGCGUUACUAGCGCAAAUCCCUCAAGAAUGGAACAAACUGACAACGGGUAAUGAACAUCUCGUCAAGGUUGCCUUGCUGGGAUUAUUGAGUCGUCUUGUGCUUUCAUUGAGGGGACGUUCUGCUUUGUGUUAUCCACUUGUGCUGCCAUUGAUUCAAUACUCAACGGAUCCGACGAACUUCGAGCAUGUCUAUCUCAUGGAGGAGUCGCUUGAGCUCUGGCAUGCUACAUUGCAAAACGCAACAGAGCCUCGCCCGGAAUUGCUGCAAUUAUUCCCCAUUGCCCUGACAGCAUUGCCGCAAGCAGGCGAAAAUCUGAAGAAGAUCCUCUAUAUCAUCGAAUCGAGCAUCUUGCUACUCGGUGAUGGGCUCGCACAAGCCGGGUAUGCUGGACAACUGGCAGAGUCCAUGAUAUCACAGCUUCCAGGACUAAAAGCGGAUGCGCUGAGUCAUUUCUGCCGAGUUCUUGGCCUUGGUGCGCAAGUGUGGACCCCGGCCUAUCUUUCGGAUGCACUCAUUAUUCAGCUAACAAGACUCUGCAUUGCAGCGCCGCAAAGGGGAGACAAUCUCAUCACCGUUUGCUAUCUUUGUCUCAUCUCACAACUUGUGCUUGCUGAGCCACGACGACUGACUCAAUCCUGGUCCUCCUCAGGCGAGCCACUUCUACAGCAAUUUGUGCAGUGCCUCUUUGAGCACUUUGACAAUAUCGGACAUCCAAAGUACCGUAAGCAAGGAUGCAUGGCCCUCACCUGUUUGCUUCAAAGUGGCGACCGUCAUUUUUCCGACCCUACCGUUGUUGCCCAAGUCGGGAAUGUAUGGGAGGACGUCUUGGCAGAGUGUCAAGCGAAUGGCGAUGACUUGGUGUAUUGGGUAGAAGACGCCAAUUUUGUGGAGGAUUUGGCGGAAGAGGCACCGGAGAUGGAGAGGAGGAAGGCGGUCUCUGCUGCGCAAGCUGUGUGUCAGGUGCGUCUCAAGGAGUACAUCAGGCAGUCUUUGCCUCUUGUGGAUGCUUCUCUAUUGGGUGCGUCUUUGAACGGGCUAUUGCAGUAGGUUGAGUAAUAUGAGUGGAGCACUGAAGGAUAUCGGAUAUCAUGCAUACUAAGGUCUGUCUAUACCUACCAUGCCUAUACUGUGCUCCGAGUGUAGACCACUCGGCCAUGACCAUGUGCCCUUCAACCUCGCACAGUCAUAUUCCGAUGGUAUUGAAGACAAGACUGACGGAGGGAUUCGGAUGCGUGGCAAACAGGAGGCCAAACAUGAGGGCUAGUUUGAGUCUGGCGAACGACUCGGCCAUGACUGUGGCGAACAAGCUCAGUUGCUAGAAGUCAGACCGCAGCAGUUGAAUGAAGGUCAACGAUAUGCUUACAAUUGCAUCAUCGAAGGCAUCGACAACAAAAACUGUCUCUCUUUCUUUGUAACAGGGCCAGGUGGUACUGGGAAGACAUUUCUUUAGAAGCAUGUCACUACCGUGCAAAAGGUGAAAUAACUCUUUGCGUUGCCUGCUCU